AAGCACUCGAACUCCGCUUCCCAGAAGAAGAUUUGCUUCCUCUGUUGCCCAUCAUCCUCCAGCGUCAAUGAGGAUCUGACGCUGGGAUGUAUGAGCCCUUGUAUCUCUCCUUUGACGCCUACCCUCCCGUAAUUCCACGAGUGAGGGUACGAGGCAUCAUGGCUCUCUUCCUGGCUGUGUCCAUUCUUUGGGCUCUGGUUUGGUUACUCUACCGUGCGUGGCAGGUCUGCCAAACUCCUAACGAUGUCUUGGUCGACAAACUCGGCCUAGACAUUCCGCCGCCACCCGAUGUGACACUAGAAGAGGUCACAGCUCGUGAAAUCCGCAUUGCCUGGAAACAACCCGAUUUCUACAACUCGAUUUACAAGCAUAUUAUCCAAGUAAAUGGAAGCAAGGGUAAUUCGGAAAUUUUCAUCUGUUCUUUGGCUAGGAUUAGCGCAGGAAGUGCUGACAGUCCCCAGUGGGCGAAUCGAGAAGGGCGGAAACCGCAGUAGAAAUUUUAAACCUGGUUCCGGGGACAAUAUACCAUAUAUGCGUUUUCUCUAUCAGCGCUGCCAAUUUUCAGACACCCAGCGCUGUUCUCCAUGUGCGAACGAAAUCUCUCCCCUUGUCCCAGAUCCAGCAGAAUGCGGCGGUUGGUGGACCAACGAUUAGAGCGUCGAUCCCGAGAUCUACUGCUGGUCUCGCCGCUCCAUCUGCACCUCUGAUGGCUCGUGAGCACAGUGGAGGUCAGCUACAACCGAAGCGAACCCCAGCCGGACGAAAAAUCUCCCCUGCGACAAGCGGGGUGGAUCUUUUCCAUGGGCAAGCAAGCGAUAUACAGAAGAACGUAUCCAGCGAUGAUACCGAUGAGACCUUGGAACAGCUUGCUGAAAGGCUAAAGUCUCUGCAACACGAAAACGAAACCCUAGACAAGCAGGCUGCCGAGGAGGAAGAAGAGCACUUCGCGUUGUUGAAGGAGCUAGAAAAGCAACGCGACGAACUGAAGAAGCGCGUGAAGGAGAAGGAUGAGGCUAGUGGAGAUUUGAAGAAGCAAGUAUAUAAACUUGAAACGGUCAACCGAACGGUGCAGAGCGAGAGGACCAAGCGAGAGAAACUCAUUCAGCAGAAAGAAGCGGAACGCAAUAAACGCAAGAACGAUAUUGAUCGGUGGCAAGAUCAAGUUAAGAAGAUGACCAAAGAUGUUGAGCAGGCGAAGAAGGAGAAGUCACGUGUGGAAGAAGAGGGCAAAAAGCGAGCAGAUCAGAUUCGUGAGAAAAUCUCCAAGGAGCAGACGCAAAUGAAAACGCUUGACGAUCAGAUUCAGGAUAAGGGUGGGCGCAUCAAGAAGCUUGAAGAGGAACGGAAGAAGCUACAAGGCGGAGACAACGAGGAUGGCAACGAGCUCGAUCGCAUCGAUAAUGAGCGAGCUCGGCAGUGGGAUAUUAAGCUGGGGAACCUACAAGCCAGAUAUGCGUCCCUCGUGAGCCUUCAUGCACAAGCCCAGCAGCAGUACCAAGAAGCCCAGGACCACAUGAAGUGGCUUACAUCCCAGCUGCCCCCCACUUCUAGGUCGUUUUCCCUACCGACCGUAGACUUGGAUCUCUCGAAUACGGCCACACUCCGUCCUGGUCGCCACCGCGGAUCGUUUGCCAGCAAUGUUUCUUCUCCGGUUAAUUUCCCUACGGUCGAAUCUUCUUUUCAAAAUGCCGUCAAUUUCAACCCUGCCUCAACCAACUCACCCACUUUUGCCUCAAAUCCAGCUUUCUUUAAUAUCAACAAUGUGAUGACUCUACCAGGACUACCUGAUCCGCCAGAAAUUUUGCGAGGAGAAUUGGAUUUAUCUUUCAGCAAUACCCCGAUGAGUCCACGUGCUGAUGCGCUCUUGCCAUCGGAUCUCCUUGGUGACGAGGAAUCGCCGGAACUUCCUGGGGCUGUUAAUCAUUCUCGGUUUCCCAAAGCCGAGCCUUCAGACACACUCGAACGCUUCCCACAUACCGAGGCUUCACCAGAAUCGCCGGGGAGUCGACCUGCAAGCAUAUUCGCCAGCCCAAGGGAGAAAGAGCUAGCCAAAGAUAAUGAUUCUCAGUCCGCCAAUUUGGCCGUCACAGAAGAUGCUCCAAAGAGUGCAUCACGGAGACUCUACGGCCUCUUUGGCUUUAAUCGCCCGCGUGGGAAAACACUCGCAGAUGAACCCCCUCUUCUUGGAACAUUGAAGCCAGGACAAAGCCAGUCAUUUCCAAGGAAUCUAGAUGAGAUGGAGCCUAUUGGAUCUAGACGUCGUAGAUCAAGUUUUACUGGCGAUCUAGGACAUCCAUCACUGGUACUCCCAAGGAGCAGCAGAACCAGUGUCACUGCUGACAGCUCAUCUGACCAUCUGCACUCUCGACGUGCUGCUCUUUCGAGUAUCUUCUCAGCAGGCAAGUUUGGCCUUGGUGGCACUAGCAGUCUGAAGCCAAAUGACCGUCUGGAUCUGAGUGCCGGCUACAAUCAGUUCAGCCCAAGACAUGAUCCCAUCGAUCCCUCAUAUAUUCUGGGCCCAGUUCGACGCGGCUCGCUGUCACAGAGACCUUCUUCGACGUCAAUUGAUAAUCAGCUGCCACACCCUUCAACAGAUAACCGGUAUUUCGGUUGGCCUUCGGUAGAGAGGACUGGUCACCGGAGUCCACUUGGGUUAGAUUGGACUUCGCAUUCCGCUUGGUCAAGAGCCCAGUCUCGUAGACCAUCUAUGCAAUAUGGGUCUACAGGUCAUCUGCCAUUGGGACUCACUGGAGAACCGGAUUUUAUGCAAGAUCCAUUUGAGAAACAAGCACGUCCUCUACAGGCACCCAUUGGCACACGUCCAUCCUCGUCUCAUAGGCCAGUCACACCUAAGUUGAAUCCUGCGGCUCCUUCUUUCAAGACAGUCUUCGGCAAGAAGUCUGAUAGGGACAAAGGCAAAGAGGACGAUGACGAUCAGGAUUCAUUGUCUGACAUCAGUUUGCCGUCAAAGCAUCGUGAUUCCAGGGAAUCUCACUCAUUGAAUGGUGACCACAAUCCUCUAGAGAGGUCUAUUUCUGGCACUUCUGCGGACAACUCUAGUUCAAAAGAGUCGUUCAUUCGCAAACUUACCAGGAAGGGUAAUUCCGGAAAAUUUGGGUCAUGGAAGGACCGUUCGAGCCUCUUCUCCAAGAAGGGAGAGCCAUCCUUGAGCGAUAUUGACGACGCAGGCGGUGAAGCACAGCUCGGUAGAAGCCUGGAUAGUAUCGUUUCAAGCACCCCGUCGGUGGACAAGUCAAGCAAGAGCAGUCUCGGUUUUUUUGGUCGUAAGUCCAAGAAAUCCAACAAGUCUAUUAGCGAGUCCAGUGAAAGGGCCAGCGAAACUGGCGAUGAGGAUAUCACCGAAGAGGCUACCCCAGUUUGAUGGGAUCAGCACCGUCACUCGUUCGAGUUUGGUAUUUCCUUCCAUACACGUUUGUUGUGUCCAAUCACGGACCAUGAAUGUGCCAUAGCACUAAGUUUCCUGGGUGGUUUUCUUUUGCUAAUUCUUUUUUUCGAGUCAGACAAUAGCAAAAUCCUGUUUCCUUGAGUCCUCUUUCCUCUGUAAGCCUUUCGGUUAUAGUUAGCUAGUUAGUUAACUAUCCAAGACGUAGCUGUAUUAUGUAAGUUACAUGUGGAUCCAAUAGUUAACUACUUAGUUAUAAACUUCUGGCGCUUACGGGCUGCCCAGAAAGUCAAA
Messenger RNA from Monascus purpureus, 3697 nucleotides. The record is from the annotation of a GenBank genome assembly. NCBI's taxonomy places the organism in Eukaryota, Fungi, Ascomycota, Eurotiomycetes, Eurotiales, Aspergillaceae.